GCUAACCUGCAAAAUUGGUGGCCUCGAGCAUUACAUUUGGCUAGCGCUAGGACCCUGAGGCAGCAGCAGUUCAACUAAAGAGGCGGGGCCAGGUAGCGGCAUCACGGGCGCGCGCGUUGCCUUCACAACCAAGAUGGCUGCCGGCAAGGAGCGGAGGACACUCGCGGGAUCACUGCCAGCGGUCACCACUGAUCAUGAAUGAAAAUUACGCCCUGAGAACAUUUGUGACAUUGGUUCUUGUUUGGCGAAGGGCGAGGGGAGCUUCUCCGGCAACGGUAAUCAGUCAUGAUGGAAGACAAAGGUCCUCGUGUCGCUGACUAUUUUGUGGUGGCAGGCAUGACUAGUGCAUCAAAGCCACUUGAAGAGGAGAUACAGUUUAAUGACAACUGCCAUAAAUUAGCUAAACCGAAAACACCCAUUACAGAUGUGGCUGUCAUUGUGAAAUCAUUGGGAGAGGAAGUUCCUCAAGGGUAUACAUGUGUUGAAACUACUCAAACAGGAUUAUCCGCUGAUCUCAAUAAUGGAAGUUUGAUGGGUCCUCAAAUUUUUUUAUGCUACAAAAGAGGUAGAGAUAAGCCACCUCUGACUGAUCUAGGUGUUUUAUACGAAUGGAAAGAGAGACUGAAGCAUGGAUGCCAAAUCAUUCAAACCACACCUUAUGGCCGACCUGCUAUUAUCAGUGGUGGCACUUCAUCUCAACGAAUCUAUAUCACAUAUCGACGGGCACCAGAAAACUCAGCCCAGAAUUCACUGGCUGUUACUGAUAUUUGUAUCAUUGUUCCAAGUAAAGGCGAGACGCCACCACAUACUUUCUGCAGGGUGGACAAAAAUUUAAACAGCAGUAUGUGGGGAUCAGCUGUAUAUUUAUGCUACAAGAAGUCUUUGGCCAAGACCAACACUAUAGCUUACAAAGCUGGUUUAAUAUGUAGGUAUCCAGAAGAAGAUUAUGAAUCUUUCCCUUUGCCUGCAUCAGUACCUCUCUUUUGCCUGCCAAUGGGGGCAACCAUUGAAUGUUGGCCGUGCAAUACCAAAUAUCCGCUUCCUGUUUUCUCUACAUUUGUGCUUACAGCAGCUUCUGCAGAAAAGGUUUACGGCGCCGCUAUUCAAUUUCAUGAGCCUCUUCCCCAGGAGAAUUUGACCGAUAAGCAACGAUCACAACUAGGCCUGGUCAGUGCAGCUGACCGAAAACCUAUCCUCUCGAAAACCGUUCACACCAGCAAGUGUAUCUGUCUUCUGUCACACUGGCCAUUCUUUGAAGCUUUUCAGAAAUUUCUCACGUUUUUAUACCGCUAUUCAAUCUCCGGACCCCAUGCACUACCAAUCGAAAAACAUAUCUGUCAUUUCAUGCACAAAGUUCCAUUUCCUUCUCCUCAAAGACCAAGGAUUCUUGUGCAGCAAUCACCUCAUGACCACUUAAUGCUGUGUCAACCUGUAUCUUCACCACUACCAUUGAGCGGUGGCAGUUUCACUACUUUGCUGCAGAACCUGGGCCCUGAGAAGGCAAUAACUCUGUUGCUGUAUGCAGUGACUGAACACAAAAUUCUUAUUCACUCCCUACGUCCAGCAGUGUUGACCAGUGUGGCUGAAGCACUUGUUUCUAUGAUAUUUCCUUUCUACUGGCCAUGCCCAUACAUUCCUCUGUGCCCAUUGGCUUUGGCAGAUGUCCUUAGUGCCCCUUGCCCCUUCAUUGUGGGAGUUGACUCUCGCUACUUUGACCUGUAUGAUCCUCCAAGUGAUGUAAGCUGCGUGGAUCUUGACACUAACACCAUCUCACAAACGGAUGACAGGACAAACGUUACGUGGAAAGUACUUCCAAAGAAAGCCUGUAAAAAUCUGAUCAACUCUUUAAACAACAUUUAUGAACAACUGGCAGAGAUGCAUCAAAGACCCAGAGAGGAAGCUUUAAUGGAAUUAGUAAUUAAUGAUUUGAAUUCUGGUAAAAAGAUGCAUGUGUUGGAACUGGAAAUUCAGGAAGCAUUUCUUCGAUUUAUGGCUUCCAUUCUGAAGGGAUAUAGAACAUACCUUCGACCUAUCACAGAGGCUCCUUCUGAAAAAACAACAGAUGCAAGCUCUCUCUUUGAUCUUCAAGGUUUUCUGAAAAGCAGAGAUCGUUCACAUCAAAAGUUUUACUCAUUGAUGACAAAAACACAAAUGUUUAUUCGGUUCAUCGAGGAAUGCUCUUUUGUGAGUGACAAAGAUGCGAGUCUGGCUUUCUUUGAUGAUUGUGUGGACAAAUUGGAUUCAGAGCGCAUCGAGGACUUGCACCUCAUAGAAUUGGAUGAAUCUCACAAAAGUGAACAUACAGUUUUCAUAACACCACCUGAGCUUCCAACUCUUCCAAAUGGAGAAGAAUAUCCUCUUCAGUAUAGUUACACUUGCUUUCCUGUGCUAUCGCCACAGCUAUUUGACAGACCAGCGAGUCUGUUAAAGACACCAACCAACAGGUUAACUUCAAAAAAUAGUUGUCCCAAUAGCCCAGCACCAAUGGGCAGAAGAACUAAGCAGGAGAUAAAGUCAGCUCAAAAAAUUGCAAAGCAUUACUCAUUAAUUCCUCAGAUGUGGUCAAAGUGUCUCCUCCGUCAUUGCUAUGGUCUCUGGUUUAUUUGCCUUCCUGGCUAUGUGAAAGUAUGCCAUUCAAAAGUCAGGGCUCUUCGGACUGCUUACGAUGUACUAAGAAAGAUGCAGGCCAAGAAAUUGGAGGCACCAGAUGAGGUGUGCUACCGUGUUCUGAUGCAGUUAUGUGGCCAGUAUGGGCAGCCUGUACUAGCUGUCAGAGUCCUGUUUGAAAUGAAGAAAGCUGGGGUUCACCCCAAUGCUAUUACUUAUGGCUACUAUAAUAAGGCUGUUUUAGAGAGUACCUGGCCAACGAGCAACAGAGGUGGUUACUUUCUAUGGAUGAAGCUAAGGAAUGUCGUGCUUGCAACAUCUCAGUUCCGCAGAGUUUUGAAAAAAGCUCCAGCAAAUCCACUGCAGACCCAGGUGUUGUCGGAUGGCAGUGACCUGGAUGCUGUUAGCCAUGGCAGCAUGGAUAGCUCUAAUGAAACUAAUACUAUGGAGCCCCAAUUCAGCACUGAGCAAAUGAAAGUAGAUACCACUGAUGAUAGAUCUAGUACAGGUGGACAAUCAGAUCUAGGAUACAACUCAUUAUCGAAAGAGGAAGUUAGACGAGGGGAAGUGCCUUCAGCUCUUGGAUCUGAGCAACCUGCUGUGUGUCAGCCAGUGGACAAGGAAGACAAGAAAGAGAGUGACUCCAGUUCAUUGUCUGAGAGUGAAAGUGCAAAGGGCAGUGGAGACUGUCUGCCCCAUUUCGAAUUUGAAGGAACCAGAAGUAACUUGAAAUCUGUAUCCAGCAUUGUAAAGAUGAACUGCAGCUUUGAGACGGCUCAGCCAAACCACAGUACUGAGGAAAAUAAUGAAAAUGCUGCAGAAAUUCCAUUUACGACAUCCUUCAAUAAAGCCGCAUAUCCUGAUCCUGGGCUAGUCCACAGCAGCAGCUUGCGCAAGAGGCAUAAAAGUGCUGUGGAACCAAGCUUAAAGGAACAGAUGGUAUGGGGAGGAAGGAACCGCAACCUUAGUGGUGAUGUUUUUGCAGGGCUUAUGUUGCACAGAAGAAGCUUGGACAAUGACCUCAGGGAGAUUACAGAUAAAUUGGGUGCUGAUGCCAAAAUCUUAUCAACAGCUUUACAAUUGGCCACAAGGCCAAACACAUUACAAAUUGGCAAACCCAGGCACUUGCUCAAACAGGAAAGUUUAAUCCAAGAAAAGGAACUGAGUGAUGAAGAUGCUCCAUUUGAAUUGGAUGAAACAUCAACUAAUAUGGAGGAUAAAACAGAUUCUCCUGCCAUCUUUGAUUUGGAAGAUCUGGACAAUGAUCUUGAUAAUGCAAAGUCUCAAGGAAAAUCUAAUCAACACCGAAGGCAGCCACCCAAACAAUUGCAAAGGAGUUUAAGUGUAGGAGCUGGGAUCAAACCAGCAGAAAGAAAGGGAGUUCAAAGAGGCUAUGACCCCCUUUCUCUUCUGGUUGCAGAAACUGAUCAAGACAAAGACGAAGAUGAAGACUAUGAUAAAUGUCUCUCCACUCCUUUAACCCGUCGAAACUUGGCUGAAGAAAUAGAGAUGUACAUGGACUCCAUGAAUAGUCCUUUGUCAAGUCGCACACCGAGCAUGGAUCUCUCAAAGCCCGAGGAAGAAAACAGUGCAUCAUUUAACACCAAAGUUAUGCCUGCAGUAAAAGGAUCAAGGAGAUCCAGCCUUCCAUCAGGCUCACCCAGAUCAGCAGGACUUUCACGCUCCAGAACAUUUCAACCACAACCAAAUGUCAAACGAAGAGACAGACUAUGGUCCUCACCAUCAUAUUCUCCAAGUAGCAUCAGAGGAGUUCGAGGUCGAGAGACAGGUAGAGCUUUGACCCUCAUGUCUCCACCUCCGUUUAAAUUGGACUCGUUAUUGCCACCCACCUUUGAUGUUUUAAAGCACAGUAUGUUCUCAGCUGGGAAGGGAGUUGCAGAAAAGGCAAACAAGUGGUACACCAAGCUGGCAACAUAUGCUGUACCUAUCAAGGAAAAUGGCAAGGGAUAUUAUUCAGAGAGGGAUAAUGCCACCUUUGCUGGAGAGCAGGAACCUGAAGCAUCAUCCUUGGAUGAAGAGUGCUAUGAAGAUUCAGACAGAUUAGCCUCCACCCAAGCUGGGAGCAUGCCUGCAGGCGAGCCCAAAGGAUGGGGUGUGAGACAGGCUAGUAUGGACAGCUCUGGAAAUCACGAUGGGACUCCCAGGCAACAAUUACAAAUUGGCAGUGCUCAGUCAGCAAGUUCCAACUUUCCUUUGCCAGACAAAUCAGAUGUUGGAUCUUCUCGAUAUACAAGCAGCACCAGCAUCUUCCAGAACUAUGCCAUGGAGAUUCUUAUCUCCAGCUGUUCCCGGUGUCGAACUUGUGACUCACUGGUAUACGAUGAAGAAAUAAUGGCUGGCUGGACAGCAGAUGACUCUAACCUCAACACGAAAUGUCCGUUCUGUGGCAACUUGUUCCUUCCUUUCCUGGGAAUUGAAAUCAAAGAUCUACGUGGACCGGGCAGAUAUUUUCUGAAAUCCAGUGCAUCUGCAGAAAAUGUACAGAAUUUGCAGUCCAUGCAAUCUUGCCGAGGAGUUAAGAACUUCACGGUCUCCCCACCUCGCUUGGACAUGAACGAUGACAACAAGCCUCAGUCUCCAAGAAUUACAGUGCAGGAAGUUCCAGACAUGCAAGGUUGUGUCCAGCCUUCUUCACCACGAAGCAUUCAGAUUCCUUCAGAUCGAUGGCGUGGGAUCAGUGAGUCCUUUCCUUUGGGCCAGCCGAUAGCAAGGAGCAUCAGUGGAUACAGCUGCAUGGCUGAGGAGUCUGGUCCAUGGCGACACGUCCACACUGUUCCAACAGGCAGCUUGCCCACUAACCUGAAUGAUUCAAAGGAUCCGUUGAACAUGGAAUGGCAGUUAACCCAUCCUGACCCUAUAACAGUCCCAUACCUGAGCCCCUUAGUGUUGUGGAAAGAGCUGGAAAGUUUGCUCGAGAAUGAAGGUGAUCAAGUGAUAUCCGUGGCAUCAUUUGUGGAUCAGCAUCCAAUAGUAUUCUGGAAUUUGGUGUGGUAUUUCCGUCGGAUUGAUCUGCCCACCAACUUGCCUGGACUUGUGCUAACUUCAGAACACUGCAACAAAGGUGUGACGAUCCCUCGAAGUUGGAUGUCAGAAGACAGCAAACACGUCCUGAUUCAGAUGCUGUGGGACAAUCUGAAAUUGCAUCAAGAUUGCAGCCAACCUUUCUACAUCCUCUGGAAUGCUAAGACUGAAAAGCAUUCACUUGUUCACACCCUGCGGGAUGAGGGCCACUUAUUUAACAAGGAUUUCCUGGACAGCAUUGUUCGAAGCAUUCAGAUGAACGACAUCUAUAAACCAAUGAGUAAACUUCUGGAUGUAUUGAGCAUACAAACAAAUUUUAAACGACAAAGGAGUCUCUACAGGGAAAUUCUGUUCCUUUCGCUUGUGGCUCUUGGGAAGGACAACAUAGAUAUAGAUGCUUUUGACCGAGAGUAUAAGAUGGCAUAUGAUCAGCUGACUCCCAGCCAGGUGAAACUGACCCAGAAUUGCGACCGGCCUCCCAGCUCUGGUGUCAUGGAGUGUCGCAGGAUCUUUGGGGAACCCUACCUCUAAGAGUCCUAUUGAUAUUACCCUCAAUGAAGGCACACAUCAGUUUGUGUUCAUCCUCUGCACUGCUCGUGCUCUUUGGAAUUUCAGUUCUUGGAGUCUCUAAACUUAACCAUGUUAAAUUAUGAUGAAUGAUUUGUCAUUUUAAGACUGGGGAAUUAUACAGAGAGUAAGAUCAAAUGGAAAGCAUUGUAAAUAUAAAUGAAGGUCAUUUAAAUAUCUUUGUAUUAUAGUGCUAUUGGUCAGGUUAACAAAAAAUAUUGCAUCGAUGCUAGAGGGCUUGGCUCUCGAAAGUAAGCUACUAUGUACAUAAUAGCCCUGGCUACUGUCGCAUCUCAUCGUCUAUUACCCAUAUAGUUUUUAGGAGUGCUUUUGGUCAAAAGUGUAAAAAUGUUCAUAAAAGAGAAAUGUGAACUGGAGGCACAGUGUAAAAGUGACACGGCUUUCACGUUAUUACAAAGUACUUUUCAGUAUUUGUAUAUUUAAAUAACAAGAUCUUUUGCUGAUAUCAAUCUUUAUAUACACAUAUUAUAUAGUUCUAAGUAUGGUUGAUAUAAUAUAUAUAAUAAUGUGGUGCGAUAUGUUCCAGUUAGAAUAUGCUUUGCAGUUUUUGCAGUAGCUGGCCAUCUGAGAGAACUCACUUCGACCUACUGAAUUCUUAUCUGCUAAGGAAAGGAAGAAGUAACGGCAUGAGAAGGACGUGCAGCUGUAUUACUGAAGGGUCAGAGCGGUAUGCUGCCUGUAUAAACUAUAUUUGUCAGGGCUAAGUUCAAAGGACUUUGAUAUCAGAGCUAAUAUGCAAUCUCUCUUUUUAUGUUUAAAGUCAAUUUCCUAUGGGAAAAGUUACUGUAUUUAUUAGCUUAUUAAAUAACACUUCAAUGAUAUUACUAUCGGAUUUGUGAAUAUGAAAAUCCACCAAAAGUGAUGUCUAAUAGAAUAUUUUUAUGCUGCAAUGUUCUUGUCUAACAGCAACGCUUUGUUAAACAAUACAGUUUUAUAUGUUCUAGAUCGGUCCUGGAGGCUAAAGGCAGUUCAACCCUGUAGUUUCUUUAAGAAGAAAACUUCUGUAUAAAAAGUUUUCUAAACCUGUCCCUUUGAAAAAUAAAUUGACAAAAUACAGCCAA
Molecule: messenger RNA, 7298 nt
Organism: Leucoraja erinaceus (little skate)
Lineage: Eukaryota; Metazoa; Chordata; Chondrichthyes; Rajiformes; Rajidae
Gene: dennd4a
Product: DENN/MADD domain containing 4A
Exons: 32
Coding region: 286-6180 (1964 amino acids)
Biological process (GO): regulation of Rab protein signal transduction
Cellular component (GO): ESCRT I complex; cytoplasmic vesicle
Molecular function (GO): protein binding
Source: RefSeq, a predicted model, not a curated record